GGGGAGACUGCUGCCGUCGCUGCUGCUGAUCGCGGCUCAGGUCGGGCUCAGGGAGCGGACACCCCAAACGGGGGGUGCGGGCGCCGCCGCCGCCGCCGCCGCUUCUGCUGCUGCUGUUCCUGCUGCUGCUGUUGGUGCCGCUGCCGCCGCCGGCGAGCGGGCGGGACCGGUGUGAGUGUGAGAGUGUGUGUGUGAGUGAGCGUGUGCGAGGGCGAGUGUGCGUGCGUGUGUGUGUGUGAGUGUCUGUCUGUCUGUGCAGGGACUCGGGGGCGGGCGGUUCGGGCUCUCCUGGCGGAGGAGCCGCCGCCGCCGCCGCCGCUCGGGCCCCGGCGCUUCUCGCUGCGCAGGUUUGGAGCGCGCGCCAUUUUGUGAGAUUUACAAAAUCCUCCUCGAGAAGAAGCCGCCGGGAGCGGUCGCGACUCGGCGCCCGGCCUCGCCGCCGCCGCCCUCCGCGCCGGGCCGGGCCGCGCGGCCCCGCCGCCGGGAGUCGGGGUCCGGGGACUGCGGUAUUUGCCGGGGAGGGGGCUGUCGCCUCCCCGGCCCCGGGCGCCGCUGGAACCGCGAGCCGGAGAGAGACUGAGAAGGUUGCGGCUCGGCCGCGGAGCCGGGAGCGCCGGGGGCGGAGAGCGGCGACCCGGGCGGCGCUGGCUGCGGAGGCCGCGGCGGGAGCGCAGCGGCGGGAGCCGGAGGCUGAGACUCACCGGAGGGAGCGGCGCGAGCGCCCCGCCAUCGUCCUGGAGGAGAGACUUCAGCAUGCAAACCUUCAUCUGUUCGGCUUGCACCGUCAUUUUCAUUCCAUGCUGCUGGCCUUCAGAUGGCUGGACAGAUGCCCCAUUCACAUCAGUACAGUGACCGUCGCCAGCCAAACAUAAGUGACCAACAGGUUUCUGCCUUAUCUUAUUCUGACCAGAUUCAGCAACCUCUAACUAACCAGAGGCGGAUGCCCCAAACCUUCCGUGACCCAGCAACUGCCCCCCUGAGAAAACUCUCUGUUGACUUGAUCAAAACAUAUAAGCAUAUUAAUGAGGUUUACUAUGCAAAAAAGAAGCGAAGGCACCAACAGGGUCAGGGAGACGAUUCUAGUCAUAAGAAGGAACGGAAGGUUUACAAUGAUGGUUAUGAUGAUGAUAACUAUGAUUAUAUUGUAAAAAACGGAGAGAAGUGGAUGGAUCGUUACGAAAUUGAUUCCUUGAUAGGCAAAGGUUCCUUUGGACAGGUUGUAAAGGCAUAUGAUCGUGUGGAGCAAGAGUGGGUUGCCAUUAAAAUCAUAAAGAACAAGAAGGCUUUUCUGAAUCAAGCCCAGAUAGAAGUGCGACUUCUUGAGCUCAUGAACAAACAUGACACUGAAAUGAAAUACUACAUAGUGCAUUUGAAACGCCACUUUAUGUUUCGAAACCAUCUCUGUUUAGUUUUUGAAAUGCUGUCCUACAACCUCUAUGACUUGUUGCGGAACACCAAUUUUCGAGGUGUCUCUUUGAACCUAACACGAAAAUUUGCACAGCAGAUGUGCACUGCACUGCUUUUUCUUGCGACUCCAGAACUUAGUAUCAUUCACUGUGACCUAAAACCUGAGAAUAUCCUUCUGUGUAACCCCAAACGCAGUGCAAUCAAGAUCGUUGACUUUGGCAGUUCUUGUCAAUUGGGGCAGAGGAUAUACCAGUAUAUUCAGAGUCGCUUUUACCGGUCUCCAGAGGUGCUACUGGGAAUGCCUUAUGACCUUGCUAUCGACAUGUGGUCCCUUGGGUGUAUUUUGGUUGAAAUGCACACUGGAGAACCUCUGUUCAGUGGAGCCAAUGAGGUAGAUCAGAUGAAUAAAAUAGUGGAAGUUCUGGGUAUUCCACCUGCUCAUAUUCUUGACCAAGCACCAAAAGCAAGAAAGUUCUUUGAGAAGUUGCCAGAUGGCACUUGGAACUUAAAGAAGACCAAAGAUGGAAAACGGGAGUAUAAACCACCAGGAACCCGUAAACUUCAUAAUAUUCUUGGAGUAGAAACAGGCGGGCCUGGUGGGCGUCGUGCUGGGGAAUCGGGUCAUACGGUAGCCGACUACUUGAAGUUCAAAGACCUCAUUUUAAGGAUGCUUGAUUAUGACCCCAAAACUCGAAUUCAACCUUACUAUGCCCUGCAGCACAGUUUUUUCAAGAAAACAGCUGACGAAGGUACCAACACAAGUAACAGUGUGUCCACGAGCCCCGCGAUGGAGCAAUCCCAGUCCUCGGGCACCACCUCCAGCACGUCAUCCAGCUCAGGUGGGUCAUCGGGCACGAGCAACAGUGGGCGAGCCAGGUCGGACCCAACGCACCAGCACCGGCACAGCGGUGGGCACUUCACAGCUGCCGUCCAGGCCAUGGACUGCGAGACGCAUAGUCCCCAGGUGCGCCAGCAAUUUCCUGCUCCUCUUGGUUGGUCAGGCACUGAAGCUCCUACACAAGUUACUGUUGAAACUCAUCCUGUUCAAGAAACAACCUUUCAUGUAGCCCCUCAACAGAAUGCAUUGCAUCAUCACCAUGGAAACAGUUCCCAUCACCACCACCACCACCACCACCACCACCACCACCACGGACAACAAGCCUUGGGUAACCGGACCAGGCCAAGGGUCUACAAUUCUCCAACGAAUAGCUCCUCUACCCAGGAUUCUAUGGAGGUGGGCCACAGUCACCACUCCAUGACAUCCCUGUCUUCCUCUACGACUUCUUCCUCUACGUCUUCUUCCUCUACUGGGAACCAAGGCAAUCAGGCCUACCAGAAUCGCCCAGUGGCUGCUAACACCUUGGACUUUGGACAGAAUGGAGCUAUGGACGUGAAUUUAACCGUCUACUCCAAUCCCCGCCAAGAGACUGGCAUGGCCGGACAUCCAACAUACCAGUUUUCUGCUAAUACAGGUCCUGCACAUUACAUGACUGAAGGACAUCUGACAAUGAGGCAAGGGGCCGAUAGAGAAGAGUCCCCCAUGACAGGAGUUUGUGUGCAACAGAGUCCUGUAGCUAGCUCGUGACUAAAUCGAAACUUGAGUUUGUUUCUUGUGUGUUUUUAUAGAAGUGGUGUUUUUUUUCCAAAAAACAAAGUGCAAAGCUGCUUGAAUCAGAAGGAGAUUAACACACUGAACCGCUACAGGAGGGCAAAGCUGACUUUUUUUUUUUUUAACUUGAAAAGAUUGCAAAGGGACAAUGAAGUUUUUAAAAGAGCCAUGUCCAAACCCAUCUUCAUGGAUAGCUCAGAGGUGUCCUCUUUUUGCCUCCCUCAUUUUAACUUGCCACAUCCCGGUCAUAGUGGGGUUUUUUGUCUUUCUAUUCCACAAAAGUUAAUGUUCAGAUGUUGGUCUUGGUCAUUUGCCAACUAAUUUUAAAAUAAAAAGGCACUGCACAUAAUUUACGUAAAAGGCCCCACGAGGGUGUUUUUUUCCUUUUUGGUUUUUCCUUUUUUCGUUUUUUGUUUUUGUUUUUGUUUUGUUUUGGGCGGGGGGAUGGGAAAUUUGGGUUUUUAUGUCCUCUAAACACACUUGGGCACGGAAAUGCAGUACUGUAAGGAAGAGGGACCUCCAGCUUACACAAACAUCACCUUCAGCUGUAUGCAAGGGACGGUUGUGUUGGAGUUUGUAAGGCACAGUAAGCAUGCUAAGUGGCGGGGAUCAGAACUCUCCUGUCUGAACCUACUGAGGAGCAAAGCAGCAAUUACACGGGAUCCUGUGGGUCUCCUAUGGGAGAGGCCACAGUAAGAUAAGAUAGUAAUGGAACGUGACUGGUCUCCCAACCAAGGUGCACUGAGAAGCAAUCAACGGGUCAGUCGUGGCCAGUCCUGGGGAGGUCUGAGUGGUGGUCUUUGGGAUAACCUUUGGCCUUAUGGAUUUGGACUCGAAAUUAGAAGAGCCUACCAUUUCAGAUGCAAUCACUUUUGGACAUGCUUUUGCAGACAGUCCUUAAUGCUGAAAACAGAGAAUGGGUAAUUCAAGAGGCCUUUCUUUUAAAAUAGACUUUUGUGACCCACUAAUUGUAAGGUAUUGCAAGGUCACUUUGCGUGUGUCAUAAAGUUGACUUCCUUAUUGGUUGAAGGUCACAGAAGUAGUGGUUUGCUUUGAUGGAAAUAGCUACAGCUGUGUCCCUUCCUGCUUUUUACUUUUUCUUUUGCUUUUUCUCGGCACGUGGUAUCUCCACCAUUUCUUCUGCACAAAGAUGUCUUCUGUUCAUCCUGAACAUUUUUAAAAAAUGCAGAAUUUUAUGUGACUGCUUUUUUGCCUCACAAUUAUGCUGUGAAUUUUACAAAAAUUUAUUUUCUUUUUUGAUAAUUUAUUGUACCAAAGCUGUUUUUAUAGCACAUAGAUGUCUGUAACCAAUAAUGUAGCAGUUCUGCACUUUGACACAAGGUGUAACUAGACCAUUUUUAAAUGUCAGUUGAAAAAUUAUGGCUGUACUAUUGCUUAAACAAAACUGGAACUGUUGUUGAAUCCAUAGCCAAUACAUUUACAGCAAUCUGUGUACUGAACAUAAUAGAUUGACAUCUAAUUCAAGAUUACAACAUCUGUUACAUUCUAAAUGUGUUCAGGCUUCUGAGGGUAAAGGGACACUGGAUCCAGAAGCUAUGGAACCAGCAGUUGAUUCUUGUAUUCCCGAUUAAUCUUCUUGUAAACUUGAAAGCAAGACCUUGGUUGCACCAACAGGUCCACAUAUGAGCACGAGUAAAGCAAAACUCGCACGCAUGACCUGAAGUGAACAGGCUGGUGUUUAACAGGUGCCUCGUUUUGAGAUUAUGCUGCCUUAAUGUAACGCAGUCUGGCAGUUGCUAAAUUUGUGUUCCCAUUUUAAAUUGACCAAUUUUAGGGUGUUACACUUUUGAGUGGUUGAAUUGGGAGAAUGAGGAUGAGUAACUUAACCUGUCCAGGAUCAAAAGAAGCCUAGAAAAGAAGCAGUAAUCUACCUCUGCCGAUAACCCUGUUUAGAACAACUCAGCAGAACACCACAUUACUUUUUAUUGGUCAGUUCCAUGUGGUUGACUAGGUCCAUUUUUUCCUGAACAAAAGCAGGUUUUUAUAUGUUAAACAGUGACAAAAGAAAGGCUUAAAAAACCAUGUGAAUGUGAAUGGAAACUUGGAAAUAUCCAUUUUUAUAAACCACAAAAUUUUUUUGUUGUUAAUCAGGAAAUCCAUAUUUAUUUUGUAAUUAAAUGUCAAGCCUGUGGAUGAUUUUUGAACUUGGUAGUUCAUAAAGGUUUACAGUGAAUAAAAGGAUGUCAUCUUGAGUAUAGCAAUAUCAAAAGGAAUUCAGUAGUUACUGCUGUUUAGGAGUUAUAAGGUAAAGAUAUCAUAUGGGUCAGGUCAUUUUUUUUCUGUGCUGGUUGCCACAUCUUAAAAAGCACCAAAAAACGAAAGCAGUUUUUAAACCGCUAUUUACAUAAAGGAAAUCAUAAAACCCAGUGCUUCUGCAUACUGUGUUAUGUUACAGUCCAGUUUUGUGUGCUUUACUACACGGUUUGGUUACAGGACUUCUGUGCAUUGUAAACAUAAACAGCAUGGAAAAGGUUAAAUACCUGUGUGCAGAUUGUAAGAUCUGGUCCGGACUUGCUGUGUAUAUUGUAACGUUAAAUGAAAAAGAACCCCCCUUUGUAUUAUAGUCAUGCGGUCUUAUGUAUGAUAAACAGUUGAAUAAUUUGUCCUCAGACUCUUUACUAUGCUUUUUUAAAAUUAAUUUAAGAAAAAUGUAAACAUAGUAAAAAUCUUCCUAUGCAAUUAACCUGGUCCAGGUAAUGGUCUGGUAGGUAUACUGAUUAUAAGUUUAGUCAAAUAUGUCAAAAGGAAAAUAGUAGUUACAUCGACAUAGGCUUCAAAAAUUUCAGAAAGUAAAAACUGGAGGUUUAUCAGAUCAUUUUGAUUUUUAAAAUUGAUUCUUUAUAUGAGUGAUUAUUACAUUCACAGUUUCUCUCUGAUUCAAAGUGCUAAUAGUUUGUAGUGUUUAGAAAGGAUGUGAGAGUUAGAUGAGUUCCUCUAACAGGCUUUGACCUGCGUGGAUACAACAGGAAAUACGAAUGACACUGUUUUUCCUCCCCAGGGCCGUCUGGGGGCAUGGCGGGGACUUUCUUGUACAAAGUACAAAAUUCUGCCACCGUGAGUUAAUUUCUAACCAAAGGCGUCUCUUUUGAUAAAUUAACCUGCAUAAGUAGAUGUUAAGAUGGCUUUCAGAAGGCAAAAUCUUCAAAAGUUAAGUGUCAUUCUGUAAAAUUCAGGUUGGCUACAUAAAGUUACACUUAUCACAUCUAAGAAAGGAAAACUUCCUUUAGUUCUUUUUUUAGGGUAUGAGCAUUUUACUUAGGUAAGUGGCACAUUUUGUAUGAUACCCGACUCCAAAAGCCUAUGCUUAUUUUUCUUUAAUGAAUAUUAGAACUACCUGUACAAAAGUCACUGAGGCUGCAAUAAUUCUAUCAGGCCCACAAAAUGACUAUUGUGUUUGCCACUGUGCCCUUUUUUCCAGCUCCUUUGUUGUCAAACUUAUUGUCGUUAAGUCUUAUAAGGAAAUAUAUUAACAAAAUACACAGAUGAGGUAGCAAAUACUAAACUCCUUCUAGGUUACUAUUCCAGUUCCCUUUUGGCCUGCCUCUGUAACUUUUAGAACACAAGUUCAGUACUCAUUUUUAUAUCCAUUUUUGUAGUGGUGACCAUAUCUUAAUAGAUCAACUGGUUCAUUCCAGAUACAGAACUUGCUUUAGUGCCAUACGUGAAAAAAAAAAAGGAAAUCUUAAGGUUAAGGUUGGGGGGAAACUGACUGGUAUACUGAGACCAUAUUCAGAUUUCUUAGACUCCUACUUGGGAUGGCUAGUGACCCGCCAUUGGAAGCCUUUGGUGUCAGGAAGAGAAGAGCCGAAGUCAUGACUUAACCACGGCUGUCCUCCAGAAUUGUUUCCUAGGGUGAAAACACAGCACGUAAGAUUUAGUACAAAGAACAAGAAAAACCCUGAGAAAAUAGCUUGUUCUUUAUCAUCCCUCUUAAUGCGUUCACCUGGGGGAUGUGUCAGUGUGCCCACUGCAAACCAUCCUGUGGAUGUCACCUGGGCUUCCACGCUGAACUAGUAAUGUUUACAUGUCCCUGUGUUUACAGUGCUAGAUAUUGUUUAUGGAAGACUCAUUUUAGUAAGGUAAGUGGUCCGUUGGCUUGUGUGUUUGUCUUUCUCUUUGGUAUUAUGGACAGCCAAGGUCACAGAUUUCAGCUGCCCGCAGUGAGAAGUGAUAACCAGGGUGUUCUUGCAUCAGAACAUUCUGGAUAACAUUCACCUUGACUCGAAGAGCGCAAGGUAUUUGUCAUUAAUUUUUUCCAAUUUCUUAACCUUAGAUCUUCUUAAAGACAAAAAGGUAUUUCUCCUCUGAAAACACUAUGAUUUAAACACUUCAAUAUAUAAUAACUAGGUACCUAGAACCCCACAGGUUUCAAUACAUAGCUGCUUUAUUUGAAAUCACAGUUGAUGUUUUCCGUAAUUUCGCAUCUUGAGGUUAAGUCCUUUUAUUAAAGUUGGGGUGGGAAUUCAUGUGUGCGCAUUUUCAGUUUCGGCAUGUGCAGUAGAACUUGGGAGUCUUCAGAGCAGUGAGGAGGUGUAGACGGACGAGCCUUGCACUCACUGCCACCGGAUACCGAUGUCCAGCUCAGCUGGCUUCUGAGGAAGCAGUGUUAGUCCAGGAGGCCUGUUGGUUAAUAACGUGUAGUUUUAAAUGUGAGGCAGGAAAGAGGGUGACCAAGCUUUUGGCGAAGGAUGGAGGAAAUGGGGCUAAUAAGUGGAGCGCACCGUUCGUGGUGGAAGAUACGCCAAUAGGAGGCGCUGUCGUGGGCACGGCUGACCGUGUGUUCUCAGACCUACAAAGAUCCUUGAGGGUUUUUCAGGUUUUAACACACAGAGAGGCCAUGGAGGCAUUACAUACAUUUUGUCUGUUUUGAAAGACCAUAAUUUAUUUGGUUAUCUUUCCAAUUAAAUUUUGAAAAUUGCUA
Messenger RNA from Rhinolophus ferrumequinum (greater horseshoe bat), 7958 nucleotides. It is a transcript of the gene DYRK1A, whose product is annotated as dual specificity tyrosine phosphorylation regulated kinase 1A. Gene Ontology annotation, molecular function: protein serine/threonine kinase activity; transcription coactivator activity; ATP binding. The transcript is spliced from 11 exons. The record is from RefSeq and is a predicted model, not a curated record. Bases 815 to 2992 code for a protein of 725 amino acids. Gene Ontology annotation, biological process: peptidyl-serine phosphorylation; protein autophosphorylation; positive regulation of DNA-templated transcription. Gene Ontology annotation, cellular component: nucleus. NCBI's taxonomy places the organism in Eukaryota, Metazoa, Chordata, Mammalia, Chiroptera, Rhinolophidae.